Synchiropus splendidus (mandarinfish) is the source of this 2259-nucleotide messenger RNA. RefSeq lists its product as uncharacterized. Bases 288 to 1889 code for a protein of 533 amino acids. Lineage: Eukaryota; Metazoa; Chordata; Actinopteri; Syngnathiformes; Callionymidae. The transcript has 2 exons. The record is from RefSeq and is a predicted model, not a curated record.
UGAGAGACAGAGGAGACAGAGACAGUCAGCGGCAGGCGCAGAAGACGCGGUGAAACCAUGUGACCAUGAGUGGACGGCCGAGCCGGUCCUGACUGGACGGACACGUGAGCGGUGAUGAAAUGCGACGGGAUGAAGAGGCGACGACAUGUGAGGACGCGGUCUCGGGUGGUCUCCAUGGCAAUGACUGACAGCCGCCCUACCUGACCCCAGGCCCACCUUUGGAGCUGGACUGAGCCCGGCUGGACCGCAGGGGGGAGCUCCUGAGUUUGCCAAGUCCAGAUCGACCCAUGAGAGCCGCCAGGAAGUGGCUGGGUUUGGUCCCUACAGCGGGUGGGAGGGGUGGAGAGGUGAGAAGACCCCGCUCGCUCGCACACACACACAAACACGCGCGCAGCUGGUCCGGGUCUCCAGCAGAACCUGCUUCCUCCUGGCAGUGUCUGUCUGCCUCGGGGGGGCGGAGCCCAGAUGCGGCCUCACUCUCCAGAGCUGACAGCAGCCGGCAACAGAUCAAAGGACUGAGGCACUUCACACUGAGGUCUGUCUUCUCCUGGGGUUUGACCAGUCUCACCUCCGCCUGUCUCACCUCCACCUGUCUCACCUCCACCUGUCUCACCUCCACCUGCCUCACCUCCAUCAGUCUCAGUUCCAUCUGUCUCACCUCCGCCUGUCUCACAUCCACUUGUCCACCAGUCUCACCUCCACUUGUCCAUCAGUCUCACCUCCGCCUGUCUCACCUCCACCUGUCUCACCUCCACCUGUCUCACCUCCGCCUGUCUCACCUCCACCUGCCUCACCUCCGUCAGUCUCAGUUCCAUCUGUCUCACCUCCACCUGUCUCACCUCCGCCUGUCUCACCUCCACCUGUCUCACCUCCGCCUGUCUCACCUCCACCUGCCUCACCUCCGUCAGUCUCAGUUCCAUCUGUCUCACCUCCGCCUGUCUCACAUCCACUUCUCCACCAGUCUCACCUCCACUUGUCCAUCAGUCUCACCUCCGCCUGUCUCACCUCCGCCUGUCUCACCUCCACCUGGCUCACCUCCGCCAGUCUCACCCUCACCAGUCUCACCUCCGCCAGUCUCACCUCCGUCAGUCUCACCUCCACCUGUCUCACCUCCAUCAGUCUCACCUCCGCCAGUCUCACCUCCACCUGUCUCACCUCCGCCAGUCUCACCUCCACCUGUCUCACCUCCACCAGUUUCACCUCCGCCUGUCUCACCUCCGUCAGGCUCACCUCCGCCUGUCUCACCUCCGUCAGUCUCAGUUCCAUCUGUCUCACCUCCAUCAGUCUCACCUCCACCUGUCUCACCUCCGCCAGUCUCACCUCCACUUGUCUCACCUCCAUCAGUCUCACCUCCAUCUGUCUCACCUCCACCUGUCUCACCUCCAUCAGUCUCACCUCCAUCAGUCUCACCUCCGCCAGUCUCACCUCCACUUGUCCACCUGUCUCACCUCCAUCAGUCUCACCUCCGCCAGUCUCACCUCCGCCUGUCUCACCUCCAUCUGCCUCACCUCCACCAGUCUCACCUCCAUUUGUCUCAGCCCCACCAGUCUCACCUCCACCUGUCUCACCUCCAUCUGCCUCACCUCCACCAGUCUCACCUCCAUUUGUCUCACCUCCACCUGUCUCACCUCCAUCAGUCUCACCUCCGCCAGUCUCACCUCCGCCUGUCUCACCUCCAUCUGCCUCACCUCCACCAGUCUCACCUCCAUUUGUCUCACCUCCGCCAGUCUCACCUCCGCCAGUCUCACCUCCACUUGUCCACCUGUCUCACCUCCAUCAGUCUCACCUCCGCCAGUCUCACCUCCACUUGUCCACCUGUCUCACCUCCGUCAGUCUCACCUCCGCCUGUCUCACCUCCGCCUGUCUCACCUCCACCUGCCUCAGUGUGAGGUGACCUCUGAAGGUCAGCGCGUGACUCUGUCUCCUUCAGUCGGUGUCUCCAGUCGUGUGUUGGGUGUGGGAGGGGUCAGCAGAGGCUCCUCCCUCCGCCGGGCAGCCGAGCACACAGACUGGGCGAGGACCUCACCUGCCGUGAUGGUGUCCUUGUCCUUGGCGCCGAGCUCCUCCACCGCGGCUCGGCGCCGCAGCUCGAAGCGCCGCGCGUGUCCCUCGCGAGGCUUCCACAGCUCCUGCAGCAGCAGCGGCUUCUCGUUGUCGCCGAGCGCCCGCAGACACUCGGUCCUCCAGCCGCCGUCUCCCUGCAGCCGCCCGAUGACGUCACACAGCACGUAACAGUGGGCGGCGUCCUUGUUGAGGGAG